UGGACGAGGCGGACGCACCGGUACGCACCAGACCAACUAGUGAACAUAGAAGGGAUAUACGGACUGAUCAUUCACACCGCCGUGCUAAAUGGAUACCGGCUGUUUCACCGCGGCACAGCGCAUUUCGUGCCACACCAUGAAUGCGGAUUUAUUUAAGCCUGCUCCGGAGCGUGGACCCCAGCAGUCCUCUGCCCCGGCGAAAGCCAGCAGGAAUAAACCCGAACAGACCAAACCGGAGCUGGCCCAGGUGGUGACGGACUCGAAGACUGGAAGAUCCUACAGUAAAGGAAAGCUUUUGGGAAAGGGUGGCUUUGCUCGAUGCUACGAGAUGACAGACCUCUCCAACAACAAAAUGUAUGCCGUGAAGGUGAUUCCACAGAGCAGGGUGUCCAAACCACACCAGAGGGACAAGAUAACUAAUGAGAUCGAGCUCCACAAAACCCUGUCGCACAAGCAUGUGGUGAAAUUCUCUCAUCACUUCGAGGACCAGGAAAACAUCUACAUAUUCCUCGAGCUCUGCAGUCGAAAGUCCCUCGCACACAUCUGGAAGGCGAGACACACGCUCACAGAGCCAGAAGUGCGAUAUUACCUCAAACAGAUCAUAUCCGGCCUCAAGUACCUCCACAGCAGAGGGAUCCUGCACAGAGACCUCAAACUAGGCAACUUCUUUGUCAACGAGAACAUGGAGCUGCGGCUGGGAGACUUCGGCCUCGCUGCCAAGCUGGAGACAGUGGAGCAGAGAAAAAAAACAAUCUGUGGCACUCCCAACUACUUGGCCCCCGAGGUGCUCAACAGACAGGGCCACGGCACAGAGUCAGACGUCUGGUCCCUCGGCUGUGUCAUGUACACGCUGAUGUGCGGCAACCCUCCCUUCGAGACUCUUGACCUGAAGGAGACCUACAAGUGUAUAAAGGAGGUUCGGUACCACUUGCCAUCCACGCUUUCCCCCCCUGCACAGAAACUCAUCUCAGGCAUCCUGCAGAAAAACCCCAGCGACAGGCUCUCACUGGAUCAAAUCCUCAACCACGAAUUCUUCACCAAAGGUUUCACCCCUGAUAAGCUUCCCCCCAGCAGCUGCAUGAUGGUGCCAGAGCUCCACCCCCCCAGCCCCGCCAAGAAGUUCUUCACUAAAAUGGCCAAGAGCCUCUUUGGCAAAAAGAAACCAAAAGUGGAGAAGAUUCCGUGCGAGGAGAAAGACGACAAAGACAUUUCCAAGCUGGUGUCGGGCAUCGUGAAAUGUUCCAUCAACCGGCAAAUCAGCUACAAGACAGUGGGACCCAAUGAGGUUCCCUCUCCCACCGGUCAGCUGGUCAACUCCGUGCCUCUGGAGCAGACUCCUGCUGAGGAGGAAUCCAGGAAGUCAAUCUCCCGCUCCUUCAAGGGCACCAUGGCCAGCAGCACUGAACCAUGCGAGGACGUCCUGACCCCUGCAGCUGUUGCUGAAUCGGCCAUGAAAGUGCUCAACGGCUGCCUGGCAACCAUGCCUGCAGCCACUAGAAACCCGCCCUGUUUGUCCAGGCCACAGUCCUUCCUGUGGGUGACUAAAUGGGUUGACUACUCAAACAAAUACGGCUUUGGCUACCAGCUCUCGAACCAAAGCAUCGGCGUGCUCUUCAACGAGGGAACACACCUCAGCCUUUGCAACCAACGCACGACAGUCCACUACUGCUUGACCAACAACAAACACUUCACUUUCCCUGCCAGCUCUCUGCCUGAGCAGCUUCACAGCCAGAAACAAAUUGUCGAGCUCAUGGCCAACUACAUGGAGCAGAACCUCAUGGAGGGUGGAGACCUUCAUUGUGAGGAGCAGGUCUCAGGUCCUCCUCCCCUGCUGCUCCAGUGGGUGAAGACGGAUCAUGCUCUUGUCAUGCUCUUCAACAAUGGCACUCUGCAGGUUAACUUCUACACAGACCACACCAAGAUCAUCCUGUGCAAGUCAUCCGACGACUCCUACCUGCUCACCUACAUCAGCCGGGAACGGGUCUCAUACACUUACCUCCUCAGCAUGCUGGUCGAGAUGGGCUGCACCUCCGAGCUCAGACACCGACUGCGAUAUGUGGUCCAGCUGCUCCAACACCACGCUGAUGCCUGAGAGCACGGCUCAGUGCCUCCCAGGCCGCCUGAUUGGCAGAUGCCUUAGAGGCAACCUGACUGGUUAACACCUCUUUUUAGGCAGCCUGACUGGUUGAUCUAAUUUCUCAAGACAGUGCCGGGAGGAGCUGACGCCUGUUCAGUUGCCAGAUAGAAGGCUGCUCAGAGGAGUUGAGCAAACAUUCUUGUCUGGACUGGUGCUUAGGCAGAUGAUUAUCAAAUUGAUUGACCUUGAUAAACGUCAAGCAGUCAGGAAGCUGCCCAAUGCAGCAUCUGCCUGAGGGUUUGUGCCUGUCCAGCUUAUGCCUCAAAGGUAUCCACCUGGAAGGCAUUGAUGCCUAAAAUAAGAGACUCCUACCUGGCCUGAAACGAUGGAUCCCUCACGGGCAGAUGCCGAAAAGAACACCCAAACUCCCAAUUACCUUCCCUCACUCACUCAAAAUCACUGCUUCUUGGCUGGAUCUUUAAAAGCCACCAACCAACCCUGCAGCUUUCAGCUUCCCCUGAUAGCCAAUAACCCAGGCAUGGUUUCUUACAGGUAUCUAAACACUAAAAUUGUCCUAUUUGCUUGCAAUGGAACAAGGAUGAUCUUACAGCUGGAGCGCUUUCAGGCUCAGUUUUCCAAAAGUGUUUCAGCAGCAAGGUCAUUUUUGGCGUUGACUUGCACUGGAACCAUGAUCUGACAGCAGAGAUGCUUUGGGAAUAACUAUGGUUUGAUUAGAGGGAGAGAGAGAGAGAGACCCUCCUACCCUCAGUUGGUUUCUGGCCUUUUUUGGACUAUGGUGCACACAUUUUUUUUUUCUCCUUUUUAAAAAAAAAAAUGAGCCAGCUAUAGGAUCACACUACGAUCUUGACCUCACAUGCACAGAUAACAUUCCUGGCCUUAUUUGAUGAUGGUGAUGCUUAGGUUUGGAGAAAGUCAUUGCUGCUUCUGCUCCAACAUCACUUUUGUCUUUUUUUGUUAAUAGAAACUAAUUUCACUGACGUGGUACAGGGCAUACUAAAGGGGCUAUGGGAGCAACACAAUUUUGCACUUGUUUUGUUUUUUCUUUUGUAAAUUUAUCUGGCAAGCGAAACCUUUUUACUACCACUUGUUAUAUUUUAUUUGUUUUUAACUAGAUACCAAAAGGCAUUUUCUGUGUUGGUUUUUAAAAUAAUUUUAGUUUUAAAUUCACAGUCAGUAGGUGAGUGUGUGUUUGUGUGCCACACAUGUGCUGGUAAACAAAGCUGUUGGUUGGAAAAUGAGGGUGGGGAGGGGGGAUAAAAGUGCCUUUCUGAGGGAUGUCUGUAUAGUGCAAUAACAACCCUUUGUGAAUGUCAAGCUGGAUACAAACAAGAUUCGAGAUGGGUUUUACAGGUGGGAUUUACUUUUGUACUUUGAGCCAAGUUUAAAAGUAAGUCCAAUAGCACUACACUCUCACUACCUGGUAUAAGCUUUUAGAACAACUGGUAUCAUAAGUAUAUAUCCCAGUAAUAUCUACUAUGGAAAAAAGUAAAAGUUGUACUCUGUUGUACUGUACUGUAAUCCUUAUCGGUUUACAUUGCUUUCUCGAACCAGAGUUGUAUCCUAAAAACUGUGACCUGCAAGUAUUACACACACACACGUGUUUCCAGAAAAACCCAACAUUGUGAACGCCAUCUGCCAAUUCAGAAGAGUCUUUAUUUUUUGGCACAUAAUGUCAUGUUUAUUUAUUUUUUAUUUAUACAUAUUUUUUAUUUAUUGUUGUUUAAAUGUUGCGGUCUCGACACAAGGAAAUGUUCAAUUCUGAUCACCUUUUGUAUGUAACAUAUUUGGGGGAAAAUGGGACAAAAAUAAAGUUUAUUGAAAAUGAA
Chelmon rostratus (copperband butterflyfish) is the source of this 3924-nucleotide messenger RNA. RefSeq names its product polo-like kinase 3 (Drosophila) (gene plk3). Gene Ontology annotation, molecular function: protein binding; ATP binding; protein serine/threonine kinase activity. The record is from RefSeq and is a predicted model, not a curated record. The transcript is spliced from 15 exons. Gene Ontology annotation, biological process: DNA damage response; mitotic G1/S transition checkpoint signaling; Golgi disassembly. Bases 89 to 2092 code for a protein of 667 amino acids. Gene Ontology annotation, cellular component: cytoplasm; spindle pole; nucleus. NCBI's taxonomy places the organism in Eukaryota, Metazoa, Chordata, Actinopteri, Chaetodontiformes, Chaetodontidae.